Microplitis demolitor is the source of this 2165-nucleotide messenger RNA. RefSeq lists its product as uncharacterized. Lineage: Eukaryota; Metazoa; Arthropoda; Insecta; Hymenoptera; Braconidae. Gene Ontology annotation, molecular function: GTP binding; calcium channel regulator activity; GTPase activity. Gene Ontology annotation, cellular component: plasma membrane. Bases 1 to 2016 code for a protein of 671 amino acids. The record is from RefSeq and is a predicted model, not a curated record. The transcript has 7 exons.
AUGGCGAUGAAUAGUCCGGGUUCGUAUACCAAUUUAAAGUCUCCCAAAAGUCCACGACAGCUUCCUCAAUUACCGCAACCAAUUUCAUCGACUUCUGGACAACGAAGUCCUAAACAUCCACUUCAAGAUUCAAGCUGUAAAUCACCGAGUCCACCACGUGUAUUUGAAUUUCCACCAGAAUAUUAUCCAGAAACUCCAAAUGCAAAUUUUGAUUUUGAAGACUUUGGAAAAAUAAAUUCUGUUACAUUGAGUUCACAUAGUAGUCAUUUACCAGAAAGUGGUUCAUGUAGCAAUUUUAAUAGAAGUUUAAGUUUUUAUAGUCAAAAUUCAUCUGGAAUAAAAAGUCCACGCAGUUUUGAAUCGAGUACAUCACCGGUAUUUCAAUUUUGCAAUCCGAAAAAGAAUUUUGGUAAAACUUUAAGUUAUCCACCAAAAAGUCCAGUGUCACCAAGUUCAAUAGGUUCAAUAAUGCGAAGUAGAUCACCAUCGUGUGGUUCAUCACAGAAUUUUAAUCAAAACAGUAAAAGUUCGGUGGAAUAUAAUCGUCGGAAUUCAUGUUUAAAUUUACGUCCCGUUAAUUCACCAAAAACAAUUGUUACUUCAUCGUCACGUAGUCCAAGUCCCCGUGCUGCCGAAACAGAUUGUGAUAAAUUUUACAAAGCAUCAGAAAAUACGGUAUCAAAGAAACAGGAUAAUGACAGUCCAAAGAAUAUAAAAAAAAGAUUGGGUAGCUUUCAACUUAACAAGAGUUAUGGUUGUUUAAAUGAGGUCGCAGAAAAUAUGUCAAUGAGAUCUAGUGUAAAAAAUAUUUCACGUCGUUCUACUAGUGAUCUUAUAGAUGCUGCAGCAGUUGACGAAAAUGAAACUGAAACUACUAUACUAUCUAGUCCCAGACGAAGGGGAUCAAUGAAAGGAGGCUUAGCUUAUUUAGCAUCACGACGAGGUUCUCGAGAUAGUCAAGCUUCGAAUAUCUCAAAUAUCAGCAAUGAAGAUAUUGGACCUUUAAAUUUUAGCGCCCAUCCACGAGGUCGACAGAGGAGGACUUCGAAUUUUCUUGAGCUGCCAGUUCCUGAUCAUAUUCGACCUCGCGUACAUAGUUUACCAGAAAAAGCGUAUAACCCACGUGCUGGUGAUGAUUUAUAUAGGCUCAGGGCAUUCAGUAUUACGCAUAAAGGUGUUGUGAAUCGUGGAGAUUCCAUUAUCUCUCGGCGUAGUAGAAGCAACACGUCGGUCAAUAGUAGCAGAAAUAGUAAUGUGUCUGGUGAAAGGUCACCAUUUGAAGGAUCAUGUUGCAGUGGACAAGGUGCUGUUUGCGACAGUAGUGAAAGUGAAGCUGAAGAAGGUUCUAAGUACAGGGUAGUUUUACUUGGUGAUUCGGGCGUUGGAAAAACUGCAUUGGUUUCACAAUUUAUGACUAGUGAAUACAUGAAUACUUAUGAUGCAAGUCUAGAUGAUGAAUUUGGAGAAAAAACAGUGUCAAUUCUUCUUGAUGGCGAGGAAUCUGAAAUGAUAUUUAUUGAUCAUCCUCACGUAGAAAUGAGUUUGGAAAAUUCAUUAUCUACUUAUGAGCCGCAUGCUUGUGUGGUUGUCUAUUCAGUUGUGUCACGUCCAAGUUUUCAAGUAGCAGAAGAAAUGCUAAAUUAUCUUUGGCGCGAGCAAUAUACUCAAGAUCGAUCUGUUAUUGUUGUCGGAAAUAAAUCUGACUUAGCUAGAAGUCGUACCAUUGACGCUAAUGAGGGAAAACAAUUAGCUACAUCACGGGAAUGCAAGUUUAUUGAAACAUCAAGCGGAAUUCAACAUAAUGUUGACGAAUUACUUGUUGGAAUUUUGAAACAAAUCCGUUUACGAGAAACACGGGAUAAAAAAUUACGUAGACAAGGUAGUAAAAGUAAAAUUCUUUCAAAACUGCAUGGCAGUAAAACUGCCCUUAGUCUUAAUCUAGCACGUGAAAUUUUGAACAAAAUGUGUAUGAAUGAUAGUAAAAGUAAAAGUUGCGAAAAUCUACACGUACUUUGAAAAAAAAAAAUUCUAAAAUAUAAGUAAAUAUUGUUUAUCAAAAUAAAAAUUAAAAUAAUUUGAAUGAAAACAUAUCUAACUUACUGUAUCUCCUUUAUGUUUUCUAUUUAAAAAGUAAAUAAAUAUACAAUAAUAUUUACUAAAAUAAA